CGCCCGUUUCACCCUAUGUUAGUCCAGACGGAUCGUACGCCGCCGCCGUCGCCGUCGCCGUCGCCCGUGAUCGCUCUUAGUCAAGAUUUCCAAGUGUCGUCGGUCAAGAUGAGUGGCAACGCCUUACAGAAGGCCAUUGAUCUGGUGACCAAGGCCACCGAAGAGGACAAGCUCAAGAACUACGGUGAGGCCUUGAAGUUGUACGAACACGCCGUGGAGUACUUUCUGCACGCCAUCAAGUAUGAGACCAAUAGCGAAAAGGCCAAGACGUCGAUUCGCGCCAAAUGCGUCCAAUAUCUGGAGCGGGCCGAGAAGCUCAAGGCCCAUUUGAACAAGGCCCAGAAGAAGCCCGUCAAAGAGGCGGGUGGGUCGAGUGGAGGGCGGAGUUCGAGCAGUAAUAAAGACAAGAAGGAGGGUUCCUCGUCCGACGAUGAGGAGGACCCCGAGAAGAAGAAGAUGAUGAGUAAGCUAGACGGGGCCAUUGUCAUGGAGAAGCCCAAUGUGCAGUGGUCGGAUGUGGCGGGCUUGGAUUUGGCCAAGGAGGCGCUCAAGGAGGCCGUCAUCCUACCCAUCAAAUUCCCGCAUCUGUUCCAAGGCAAGCGCACGCCCUGGAAAGGCAUUCUGUUGUACGGCCCGCCCGGAACGGGCAAAUCCUAUCUGGCCAAGGCCGUGGCCACCGAGGCCAACAACUCGACCUUCUUCUCGAUUUCCAGUUCGGACUUGAUCUCCAAGUGGCAGGGCGAGUCGGAAAAGAUGGUACGCAACCUCUUUGAAAAGGCCUACGAGAGUCGGCCUUCCAUCAUCUUCAUCGACGAGGUGGAUUCGCUCGUGUCCUCGCGCUCGGACGGGGAGAACGAUGCCACCAAGCGCGUUAAGACCGAGUUCCUGGUGCGCAUGCAGGGCGUGGGCAACAACACAGACGGCGUGCUCGUCUUAGGCGCCACCAACAUCCCUUGGGCCUUGGAUUCGGCCAUUCGGCGACGCUUCGAGAAACGGAUCUAUAUCGGGCUACCCGACGCUAUGGCCCGGGCUACCAUGUUCAAGAUUCAUUUGGGUGAUACCAAGACGGACUUGACCGAGGCUGAUUUCCGCCAAUUGGGUCAUCAGUCUGAGCGAUACUCGGGCGCGGAUAUUCAGAUCGUAGUGCGCGACGCUCUUAUGCAGCCCGUCAGAAAGGUCCAACAGGCCACGCAUUUCAAAAAAGUCAAGGCCCCAGAUCGGGACAACCCUCACAUAAUGCGUGAUGAUUACCUAAUCCCAUGUUCCCCGGGCAGCCCAGGAGCCAUGGAGCUGACGUGGAUGGAAAUUGAUGGCGACAAGUUGCUCGACCCACCCGUGUCCAUGAAAGACAUGCUGAGGUCCCUCCAGUCAUCCAAACCUUCAGUCAACGAUGACGAUAUUGAAAAAAUGACGAAAUUCACAUCAGACUUUGGUCAGGAAGGUUGAGGUUGAUGAAACACGACCAUACCCACCAACCACCGCCCAUGAUGUCCUUUAUAACAGGACGCAAUCCAUCCUGUCAGGUUAUUAAGCCCACGCCCCGUUCUUCAUGUAAAAUGUAAAAUAUUCUCUGGGGCUAAAAUUCCAUCGUUAUGAAAUGUGCGUCUUGAAGGGACUCUCCAAAGAAAGGCUGAAACAUCUUUCGCGACCGUUUUUGCCCUUAUGAUGUGGAAAGGCGUCAAACUUUUUCCAAAACUUAAUAUUGCGACCUUCAAACACGUUUCAUUCAAGUCCUGUAAUCACACCAAGCUACUAUUGGAUUUACGAUUUGGUACCAGACGUCUGUCGUUCAUAAUAUACUAGAUAAAAUAUAUAUACAUAAAAAAUCUA
Tigriopus californicus is the source of this 1830-nucleotide messenger RNA. RefSeq names its product vacuolar protein sorting-associated protein 4-like (gene Vps4). NCBI's taxonomy places the organism in Eukaryota, Metazoa, Arthropoda, Copepoda, Harpacticoida, Harpacticidae. The record is from RefSeq and is a predicted model, not a curated record. Gene Ontology annotation, molecular function: ATP binding; ATP hydrolysis activity. Gene Ontology annotation, biological process: vacuole organization; endosomal transport. The transcript has 2 exons. Bases 16 to 1446 code for a protein of 476 amino acids.